AUGGCCCCAAUGGCGCGCGUCGACCACGACGCCCUUGAGCAGCAGCUCAAAGACACCAUCCAAACCCUCACGAACCUGAUGGUGCAAGUAACCAACUACGACACCACAUCCUCCUCACCCUCCCCACACACCCCCAACACACGCGCCUCGUCGCGGGACAUCGUAGCCAACGAGCUACGCACCCUCUCCGCGAACCUGCAAGCAAUCCACAACCGCGCCCUAGCUAGCGGCACAAACGAGCUACCGCGCAUCCCGCCGGAGUUAAUCCAGUACGUGGACAACGGGCGCAAUCCAGACAUCUACACGCGCGAGUUCGUCGAGCUGGUCCGUCGCGGCAACCAGCUCGCGCGCGGGAAGCAGGGGGCUUUUGCGUCGUUUCGGGAUGUGUUGGCGGGGGAGAUGGAUAAGGCGAUGCCGGAGCUGCGGGAGGAUACGGCGAGGGUGGUUGGGAAUACGAAGGGUCGGCGAUGA
Messenger RNA from Annulohypoxylon maeteangense, 471 nucleotides. Its product is annotated as mediator complex, subunit Med10. Gene Ontology annotation, cellular component: chromatin; mediator complex. Gene Ontology annotation, molecular function: transcription coregulator activity. Gene Ontology annotation, biological process: positive regulation of transcription by RNA polymerase II. The transcript is spliced from 2 exons. NCBI's taxonomy places the organism in Eukaryota, Fungi, Ascomycota, Sordariomycetes, Xylariales, Hypoxylaceae. The record is from RefSeq and is a predicted model, not a curated record. Bases 1 to 471 code for a protein of 156 amino acids.